This is a messenger RNA of Amoebophrya sp. A25, 3150 nucleotides long. The record is from the annotation of a GenBank genome assembly. NCBI's taxonomy places the organism in Eukaryota, Dinophyceae, Syndiniales, Amoebophryaceae.
GGUCAAAAAGCAGGAUUGACAUUGUUAUGUGAUUCUUUCUUUCAAAAAAGCAUCAGCACGUAGAUCUACGUCAUUGUCACACUCAGUCAUCCCUAUUUCUUGUUGAAUCAAUCAUCUAUGAUAAAUAGAUUUCCUUUCAUCUUCGUCAUCUUAACCAAGAGAACAAGCCGUACCCAACCACUACAACAACAAGGACUAGAAGAAAAUGGGUAAUCUGCUGUGUUGUGGGUCGCGGGACGACCGCACCCCAGACAAUGACAGAGGACGAAAGGGGCAGCGAACGACCCUGAGUCCGGAUCGAGGAGAACGGAGUGUAACUCCAAAUCGUUACGGCCAAGCAGUAUACGAAGACACGGGAGAGCGAUACUUCGGCGACAAAUAUUUAUGAAGAAUCUAUCUGCUGGAGGUGUAGUUGGGAAUGGAAGAAUCAAUUAGAAUUUAGAAAAUCAAACAAGAAUCCAUCUGCUGGAGGUGUAGUUGGGAAUGGAAGAAUCAAUUAGAAUUUAGAAAAUCAAACAUGAAUCCAUCUGCUGGAGGUGUAGUUGGGAAUGAAUCAAUUAGAAUUUGGAUAUCAAUAUGCAGCUUGCUGAGUACUUAGAAUAUGAAUCAUAUGCAGAUAGCUGCUUUCUAUGCUGCUCGUAGAAGAAAUUGAAAUAGAAAUUUAAUAUGCGGUAAAAAUAACAAGAAGAUGUCCUCUACUUAUUUGUGAUGUUGUAGUUCUAGGCAAACUUCAUCCCAAGAAGCCUACCGUCAAGAGGCGCACGAGGCAGGGGAUAAGAUGGCCUUGUAUGCGGAGCAGAGUCAACAGGCGUGUUAAGGGUUUUCACAUUACAGCCUUCACUAAAGCAUGUUGUAACAACAUCCCUGACACAGACUCUUUUUCCGGGUCAGGGAUGUUGUAUUGAAGAAUGCGAUGACGGAGCCUCUAACCAUGGCAACGAGGAGACAAGGGCAAGGCGUCCGAUUACAGUAAGGAAUUGAAGGCAGCAAGGGCACGAAUGGAAAAGGCGAAUUGUCUUUAAGGUUUGAGAGUGAUAGUAGAAGAAGGGUACAAGAAGAAGAGUAGCGGUCUUUUGGCUUUCGUUGGGACACGGAUGAAGCUGUGUUCUUAGGGUAGGUAGACGUAUCAAGCGUGGACGCAUUACGAUCGUUCAAACAGACGGUCUUUCUUAGAACCACGACGUCGAUGUCGGUGUUGAAUAUCUACUUACCAUUUCUUUGAUGCGCGUCCUUCUAAUCAUGCGCGUCCUUCUAAUCUCUCGCAGCGAUCGAGGUUAUCCGACCACAGCUUCAGCCCAGAGCAACUAUAGGAAAUAUGCCGGAGAAAGACGAAAGCAAGGGAGACUACAAACCUCUGGUUCAGAUGCUGCAGAAUUUUAUGCCCCAUGAUGAGUUCUUGUGUAGUUGUACGCACUUCUUGUACGUAUAAGUACAACUCAAGCGUGUAGUUGUACGUACUACUUCUUGUACGUAAGUACAACUCAAGCAGGAGGGUGAAUGCAGCAAUACUUCGUUUUUGUUUCGAAGUUGAAACACGAUGAACUGAGAUGAGAGCCUGGAACUAGUAAGAUGAGAGCCUGACACCUCGUCUGAGUCAUCCCUUCUUGUUUCUCCCUUUUUCCUUGUCUUCUCUUCCUUUUCUCUCUAGUACGCCCUCGCUAGUUUUUCCCUUCCUAGGAAGGAGUAUACUCUCUCGUCUUCCACCUUCAUCCUAUCGACCUGGCGGUAUCCGAAGCUGGAUUUGCAUGGGCUGUACGUCCGCGAGGCGGAAGAGGUGUUGGAAGCGUUUUUGGAUACCUUCAGCAAAAACAAAACUGAGAUUAAGGGUAGGUUAAAGGUGCUUUUCUUACCGCUUUUUAUGCCUCUCCUAAGAGAGAAAGGCAUAAAUAAAAGCGGGGUAAGCAAACACCAAAAACCUACCUCUAAUGAGAAACAAGUCUGUGUCGUAUUUGGACAGGGAAAUCACUCUUAUGGACUAGUGGAUGAAGUAGGUGUAUGAAGUAGGUGUAGGACAUCAAGAAGAGCACAAGAAUCAUAUACAUCUUCUGGGUUACAACUUCUAAUGGCCAAAUUUUUGUUAGUCCUAUUGUAACUAGGGAAGUAAUUGUAUAUUACACCUCUUCCUUUUAUACACCUCUACUUUUUUCUGUAGGUUUUGGGGAUCGUUCUUGUCCUAGAUCAUAGAGUAUUUUUCUCGUUCUCGUUCUCUUCAGUACGUAAAUGGUUUAGACUUGUUUCAGUAUUCUAGAUACAUUGAGAUGAUCAAGCAGCAGAGCAGCACAUUGUAUCCGGGUGAUUGAUUAGCAUCAGCACACAUACUUAAACUUCUCAAUUGUUUGAACUCAUAGAAUUUCAAAAGCAGAAAACAUCUUCUCAGGAAAUGAAAUUCUUUUGUUGGAGAUUGAUUCGUUCCACUUCUACUUCUAAAAUUCCGAAAACCAUCGAGCCAAAAUUGGUCCUGCCGUGAAGGGGUUUUUACGAAGAGCGAACCUAAAGUUCGCAGACGACGUGACUGCUAGUGGCAAUCAUCAGAAUCGAGGAGCGGUGAUUGUCUAUCUGUGAAGAGGAGCAGUAAUGUGGCAAUCUGGUCAUUUUGAGAGGCGACUAGAGCAAUCGAAUCAUCGCAACUUAGUUGAACUACGCCUGAGUACUAGAAGAAUCGAGGAGCAGCGUGAAGAUUUGGUGUAUCUGCUGCUCCGUGUCCGAAGCAGGUCUACUACGAUGUUUUUCCAACCUCCUUCGAAGAAGCAGAUGAAGACGCACGAAAAUGAAUUGUUAACACGAAAGGUCCUCAAGCUGUAGAAAACCUCAGCACCUCAAAAGGAUUUCAAUUUUAUUGAGAGCGCAUGAGCAUGAGGGCGUGGGACGAGCAAUACAACAAAGACAUCCAUGUACAUGUUAUUAUUGUUAACACUGAAUUUUUAGAAUCCUUCUUCGUGGCACAAUCACUCUACUAUGAUUGCUUUCUACGGACAGGUCGUUUCGAUAGUUUUUAGGAUUGAAUUUGAACGAACCUUCUAUGUUUUAUCGUCCCCGAACGGUGUGCCUCGUCUCGUGUAAGCGGGCAAAGCAAGAAAUGCUUCUAGGGAAUAUUCUCGUACUGAGGAAAGAUGUAGUGGUCGUACAUGCGAGGAAGAUGAAGAAUCAGAC